This is a messenger RNA of Mollisia scopiformis, 2319 nucleotides long. Its product is annotated as peptidyl-prolyl cis-trans isomerase-like protein-like 2. The transcript has 3 exons. The record is from RefSeq and is a predicted model, not a curated record. Gene Ontology annotation, molecular function: peptidyl-prolyl cis-trans isomerase activity; ubiquitin-ubiquitin ligase activity. NCBI's taxonomy places the organism in Eukaryota, Fungi, Ascomycota, Leotiomycetes, Helotiales, Mollisiaceae. Gene Ontology annotation, cellular component: catalytic step 2 spliceosome. Bases 137 to 1861 code for a protein of 574 amino acids. Gene Ontology annotation, biological process: protein peptidyl-prolyl isomerization; protein polyubiquitination; protein folding.
CACAGAAAAGCUGGGCGUGUAGAUUUUCAAGCUUAGGGGCUAAGAUAAGAUAAGAUGAGAUCCGGAGAAUUUCAAGGAGUUAACAACCUCAAAACAACCUUCAGCCAAGCAACCUUGGCCAGGGCACAUCUUCAAAAUGGGAAAAGGCACUGACAAGCUCUAUAUUACACACUCAGAGUGGUCCUCUUCCGACGCAUACUCUGCCAGCGCUGGCUCGAAUGUAUCGCAGAAGGCCCCAAACGGCGCGAACUUCAAAAGACUACCCUUCAACUUCUGCGCCGCGAGUCUCCAGCCUUUCAAGCAUCCUGUCUGCACCGCAGAAGGCACGAUAUUCGACGUUGAAGUCAUAAGUCAAUGGUUGGAAAAACAUGGAACGAAUCCUGUCACAGGGAAGCCAUUAAAGGAUAAAGAGCUUAUUAAGCUCAAUUUUGCACGAAACGGAGACACAGACGCGCAUGAUGGCGGAGGUGGAGCCGGCGAUGGGAAAGGCGAAAUGGUCGAUCCUGUUACAUUUAAGGUCUUCACGGAUAAUACCCAUAUCGUGGCUAUCAGGCAUGGUAGUGAGGCGAACGUCUUUGCUUGGGAGACUGUCGAGAGGUUGAACAUUAAGCCGAAGAUGUGGUUAGAUUUGGUCGAUGAUCGAGAGUUCGGCAGAUCAGAUAUUAUCACGCUACAGGAUCCGCAGAAUAUUGAGAGUCGAGAUCUAAGCCAAUUCAAGUUCUUGAAAGACGGGGAGACUGUGCUCACCAAGGAACAAGAAGAAGAGAGGAAGAAGGGCAGCGUGAAUAUCGAUGCGCUUGGACGGGUCGGAAACAAAGUCUUAAGGGCAAAAGAGGCAGUGGAGAAGGCGAGGAGAGAAAGAGAAGCAGGUGGAGACAUCAAUCGAUCGAAGGCCAUGAUAAAGACUGGACAAGCAAAUUCUGCGCCAAGACCGUCGAUGGUACAGGAGAAGAAAAUGGCUUACAAUGCGGCUCAGUACACGACUGGAAAAGCAGCGGCAAGUUUUACUUCCACUGGACUGACACCCGAAACGAGUGGAGAAAGGGCAUUACUCAGUGAUGAGGAGUACAUGCUUCGGCCAAAAAGGGUUAAGAUCAAAGGAUAUGCUCGUAUUGAGACUAAUCUGGGUUCUAUCAACAUCGAGCUCCAGACAGAGACAGCACCAAGAGCUGUUUGGAAUUUCGUCCACCUAGCAAAGAAAGGCUACUACAACGGUGUCAAGUUUCACCGAAAUAUCAGGAAUUUCAUGAUCCAAGGUGGUGAUCCCACAGGUACGGGCAAAGGAGGCAGCAGUAUCUGGGGUAAGAAUUUCCAGGACGAAUUCGAUGGACCUCUUACACACGAUGCAAGAGGCGUCAUGAGCAUGGCCAACAAGGGAAAGAAUACAAAUUCGAGUCAAUUCUUCAUUACAUACAAAGCUGCAAAGCACCUCGAUCGGAAGCAUACAAUAUUUGGUCGCGUUGUUGGUGGCUUGGAUGUAUUGCAAAAGCUGGAGAAUGCUCCAGUUGAUGACGGCAACCGACCUCUAGACGACAUCGUGAUGGAGAACGUUGUUGUCUUUGUUGAUCCUUUCGAAGAGUUUCAGAAGCAAAAGCGAGAGAAGGACGAUCAGGAGAAGCAAAAAGAGGAGAUUAAGAAGCAUGGUGGUACGGAAGACGAUAAGACGACGUGGACCGGCAAGCGAAUCAGGAAUGAUGGCACUGUCGUACAAACAGACCAAUCUGGUGGGGUAGGCAAAUACUUGAAGGCCGCUGCGGCAGAUACAACCAAUAAUAAGCAUGUCGAGGAUGACGUGCUUGACUCGGAGCCGGUCAAGAAGAAGAUCAAGUCUGGAGGAUUUGGCAAUUUUGACGGCUGGUGAAACUCCUCCUUAUCGGCUGGAAUUUACCUCCGGCUGUGCCCAACCAAGAAGAUGACUAUUGGGACAUUGCCAUGCCGCGGAUGAACAAUGGUAACGAAUGGUAGAAGACAUGAUCAUCUUGUCGGGCAACAAAAGCUCUUGCCAAAGCACUUGGUCGUUAUGUCGGCAAUGAAGCUAUUGACCUGUCCAGGGAAGUCUUCUGAAAUACCACCAGUCAGUACCAUGAAAAUGGAAUCAGACCACUUCAAAGUCACCGUAUACAAGUGGCCCGGUUGAAAAGAAGUGCUGUACGAUUAUAGAGAUAAUGAGAACCUUCGAGAGAGAGAAAAAAGAUCUGAAAUUCAUUUGUCUACCUGUAGUCCGUAGGAAUACUUCCUUUCUUUGCAGUCUGUGGUACUAGCGCCCACGUUGCCUGCUCGAAAAGCCCUUAUGGAAGGUAUAUCUUUGAUAAAAAUCAC